AACUGACACCGGACUCGUUUACUGCCUUCCUCUAACCUUUAGUUUCAGGUUAAGCUUGCCUUCCAGUGACUCUAAUGACAGAGAAGCUGCAAAUGGAUAUGAGUGAAGUUCUUACAUGUCAAAACCUGGCACAGAAACAUUUUUGUUUGUUUUUUAUGUAUAAAAGGUGGAAAGAGCAAAUCAAAGGCUAUUCUUUAAUAGCCAAAUGUAAUUAAAAUGCAUGGUCAGAUUUACAUUUUAGUACCUUAGAGGCAUUGAUAUCACCUGUUUCUGAAAUGAGAUUGCUGAUUCAAAAAAAGAAACCCAAAUCUCAAUAUAUAGAAAAUUCUCUUACCCGCCUCUUCUUUUUUUUUAAUUCUGAUGUUAUGAUAUCAUUUAUAGGGUAAGAUGGAAAUGUAUCUCUUGUGGAAACUGUAAACAUACUUAAGAUUCUAUCACUUAGGGAGCUUCAGACAGAAGGAUUUUCUUUCCCCUAUAAUCAAGUAUUUAGCAAAGACAACAUGAAGCUCCUUGGACUGUGCUCAGUCGUACAAUCCAACCCUCCCAUACCUUUUUUCUUUUUCUCCUAGAGUAGUUUAGUUGCUUACCUACAGUGAUUCAAAAGUGAGACACUUUGGUUUAUCAUCAAUAUUCUGGUUUCAUCUUUGAUGGGGCUGGUUAUGUGGGGACUGAGCUAUUUCGACAUGCCUUUUGAGCUUUGUCCCUCCGUCAAGGAGCUUGAGAAGUGGAGAUGAGGGACCUCAGAGGUGAUUUCUCCGACCUACCAGCUUAGGAUUCAGAACAGCUAGAUUUCUUUUCAGAGGCUGGAGGCCCAGAUGCACAACCGUGAGAGCCAGGGGGCUGGGUGGCCCGUGGUCACUGCAGCUUGAUUCUCCGAUCCAGCUUUUCCCUUCCUUUCCCUGCCCCAUCCCCAAAGCGCCAGUGAUAGAAUCGUUGAGGUUGGUGACGUGUUGAGGGCUGUCGGCAUAUUCCUUACUUAGAAGUCUUACUCUGAAUGCAUGUGUAAGAAAAUUAUAGAGAGGGUAGAAUCGUGAUUCUCUAUGUCAACAAAAAGUGGUUAUCAGUUAAAAAAAUAAGCACUAGAUUGAAAGUGGCAAUAACUGGAUUCUGCCGUCUCCCUUGACCUUGAAAAAGAUCUAUAACUCGUCUGCAUGUUUCUUCGGUGGACCUGGGGUAAUAUGUGUUUCCUAGAGCUUCUGUGUGGUUGAGAUAACCUGCGGGAAGUGUUUUGAACUCCUAAAGGAAUGAUGUCAAGGAGACAAAAGGCAAUGACUGUUAUUACCACAAAGACAGGGAGGAGGUAAAGACAGAUCUGCAUUUUCUUCCUUAAUCUUCUCGUCUUUCCAGAUGCUUGUGGGUCCUUUUGAGUCCCCUACCCCUCUGUCCCUCAGGUUGGAGUGGUGGUGGGGUUCCAUGCUUGGGUGCAGGAAGAAUACCUUCUACCCCUUGACACUGUAUUCGUCAGGAAGGCCUGUGUAGGCACCACCCUUUGGGUCAGCAUUGAGUGGGACCCCCACCGCGCUGUGCUGGGAGAGCACGGGAUCUGCAGAUAGAAGAAGGCAUCUCUCUGCAAGCUGAGGACAGGCAGCCAUGGAAGGUGUACUCCUUCCUGGCUUGCCUACUCCUCCUUCACCCAGCCCACCGCCUGGUACCCAGGCUCCUCUGGUCACCUGCCAUGACACAGGAAAGUGAAUCCAAAGAGGCUGGUGCUUCCUACCUGCCUCGAGUGGGGCCGGCUGGGAACACCUUUCUGAGCAGCCCAGCAGUGUGAGCAUACUUGUUCACGCUGCCAUCAGCCAUGUCCUUCAGUGCCACCAUCCUCUUCUCCCCUCCCGGUGGCAGCGAGGCCAGAUGCUGCUGCUGUGCUUGCAAGAGCGAGACUAGCGCGAGCAGCUCAGGGUCCCAAGGCGGGAACCCUCCCGCCAGCACCCCCAUCACGGUGACUGGACACGGUCUGGCCGUUCAGAGUUCCGAGCAGCUCCUGCACAUUAUCUACCAGCGGGUGGAGAAGGCCGUGGGCCUGGCCGAGGCCGCUCUGGGGCUCGCGAGGGCCAACAACGAAUUGCUGAAACGUCUCCAGGAGGAGGUGGGUGAGCUGAGGCAAGGGAAAGCCUCUGCCCCAGACGAGGAUGCGGACAGCCGGGCGCACGGCUCCCCGCCCGAGGAGCCGGGGCCUCUCAAGGAGAGCCCCGGGGAGGCGUGCAAGGCGGCGGCCGCGGCGGAAGAGGAGUGUGACAGCGUGGGCAGCGGCAUGCAAGUGGUGAUCGAGGAGCUGUGGCAGGUGGGAGCCGCCUCGGCCGUGGGGCCCGGGCCCUUGGGCUUCCCGGCCGCGCAGAGAGACGCGCGGCUCCCGGGGUGCCCCCUGGCGGCCGGCGACGCGGCCCCGCUGCUCAAUCCCCUGGUGGAUGAUUAUGUGGCCUCUGAGGGUGCAGUACAGCGGGUGCUGGUCCCUGCUUAUGCCAAGCAGCUCUCACCAGCCACACAACUGGCUAUCCAGCGGGCAACCUCAGAGACAGGGCCAGAAAAUGGAAGCAAGCUGCCACCACCCGGCCCCGAGGACAUGCUCAGUGCUGCUGCUGCGCUGGAAGGUGCCUUGGAAGAGUCAGGCCCUGGGGGAACAGGGGAGCUGAGACACUCUCUAGGGUUUACUGCUUCCCCAUGCAGGACCAGAGGGAGUGGGCAGAAGAACUCCAGGCGCAAGCGGGAUCUGGUACUCUCUAAAUUGGUCCACAAUGUGCAUAACCACAUCACCAAUGACAAGAGAUUCAAUGGGUCUGAAAGCAUCAAGUCCUCUUGGAAUAUUUCAGUAGUGAAGUUCCUUCUGGAAAAGCUCAAGCAGGAGCUGGUGACCAGUCCCCACAAUUACACUGAUAAGGAACUGAAAGGAGCCUGUGUAGCCUACUUCCUUACUAAGAGGCGUGAGUACCGCAACUCCCUGAACCCCUUUAAAGGCCUGAAGGAAAAAGAGGAGAAGAAGCUUCGAAGUCGCAGAUACCGGCUUUUUGCCAACCGAUCCAGCAUCAUGAGGCAUUUUGGACCUGAGGACCAACGCCUAUGGAAGGAUGUGACAGAGGAGCUGAUGUCAGAUGAAGAGGACAGUCUUAAUGAGCCAGACCGAUUACCUUCUGCUGAGGCCCAGCUCCUUCCACCAGAACUUUAUAAUCCUCAUUUCCAAGAAGAGGAAGAAGAGGGAGGUGAUGAGAAUGGACCUGUCUCCCCAUCUUUCGACCAACCCCACAAAACCUGCUGUCCUGACUUGAACUCAUUCAUUGAAAUCAAGGUGGAAAAGGAUGAAUGAAAUCUAUAACCAAGAAUAACUCUGGAUUCUGCCAUUCCCCAUGUCCCAGGAAUGGGACUUCCCAGAAUAACAAGAUGUCCUCUGCAGUCUGUCUCUCUUCUCACCACAGUCCCCAAUGGAAGUGAAGCUGGCAGCUGUAGUGGGAUAAAAAGACUUACCUAGAAGGGGGACCUCCCUGCUCCCUGUGAACGGCAAGCCAGAAAUUCUUAUUUCUAAGCACACACAGUGCCUCGGGGUGCCUGGGCUGAGAAAAGGAGGAGGAUGAGUCUAAGAAACAUGAGGCCUUCUUGACAUAUGCCCCAUCUCGGAGUUUUUUUGUUUUUUUGUUUUUUUCUGGUUUCACUGAAAUCUCGGGGAAGCUACCCUGGUUGCACAUUCUGCUUCCCCCUGACUGCUUGUCUGGCUCUGCGGUGGCUGCAGCCUUGGACCAGGCCGGGGUCCUACUGCCCCCUGGUGGGCAGUUCCGUCAUGGGCUGGAGUCUUCUGAGCACCACUCCAUUCCUAUUUGGGAAUUGGGAGACUAAUAUAAUAGCUGCUGUUUAUUGAAUUAUGUAAGGCAGAUU
Messenger RNA from Enhydra lutris kenyoni (northern sea otter), 3861 nucleotides. RefSeq names its product chromosome unknown C14orf93 homolog. Lineage: Eukaryota; Metazoa; Chordata; Mammalia; Carnivora; Mustelidae. The record is from RefSeq and is a predicted model, not a curated record. The coding region runs from base 1799 to 3298 and encodes 499 amino acids. The transcript is spliced from 7 exons.